UCGUAGGCGUUACCGGUUCAUUGCUUAUCGGCAACUUGUUGGUUGGUGUUGGGGAUGGCUUUGGUCGGAAAAUGAGGGUAGUACUAUCAAGCUGCGCUGUAAACCAAAUCAGGACAAGUUUCCCUUCUGCUAACUAUGCUGGAUUUAAAUAUCCACAAGUGUCAAAUUCAACAAUAUAAAUAUAAACUGUCAUACGAACAUGAAAAAUGAUAGCAAAUGUAUACUUUAAUGGUCAGGGGUGAUGAAUCUGCUUUGGUGCUGAGCAAUGGCAAUUGAUUUUUCUGGUUUUACAAAAUCGCUACUUAUAAUAGGCUGGUAGGUAUCAGUGAAGAUCCAGUAGAGCUUUUACCCUUAGCGCUUGUUUUUGGCAAUACUUGAGUACGCACAUUUCUUUGGCUAACUUGAACACAGGCUUGCACUGAUACAUGGUUGUAUUUAGGACUAGGUUCAUCAUCUGGUUCGACUUCAGCAGAAGCCAGUUGGAAGGUGUGAGGGUCGAGCAAUAAUUUGAUUGACAAUCUGUACUGGUUAAGCUUACAAAAUGCAAGAAUUGACAGCACCUUUAUCUCAUGCCGUUGCCUUUUCUCUACAACUCCUCUUCUUCUUCCGAUGCCACUCCCUUUGCUCUUCUCUUAUGACCAAUUUCGUGAUCUGUUUGGGGUGAUUGAUGAAAUAUUGUUGGGACAUUUUCAGGUUUCAGCGCCUUCUUUUCUUCAGGCCAAGUAAGAGCUGAGUUAAUUUCAAAGCUGUCAUCAGUAAAAUGUUCACUACAAAACGAAGGAGUGAUCAGUGGCCUUCCAUACACUGGGCUCUUGUUCAUUGAACUUGCUUUUCUCACUUUUUUUUAAUCCAGCAUCCUUGGGAAACUUAAACAAGCUUACUUUAUCACUAGGAGUGUUUGAGCACCCAGCAGUUACAAUCUGUUGACCAUAAUAGCUACAGUUGAGUUGCUAUUCCUUCUAUGACAUCACGUAGUAGCCGCGCCCACAUUCAACCACAACAGGAAGUAUGUUAGACAGGAUGCUAAUCUGCCUCACUAAACCUUCUGUAACUUCAUCAAUAAUUAAUUAAAAUAUUUCAAUCUUUAUAACAUGCAUCUGGGUCCCAAAUAGAACACAUUUAUGUAAAAAUAAAAAAGUUGAUUUUUUCGUGUCACCCUCCCUUUAACCCUUUCCCCGUUGAAGCCGUCAUAUGACGGCCACUCUAGUGGUAAUUUUCAAAAAUUUGCUGUGUACGCUGUGUUGGAGCUAUGUGGCACGCUGUAGGUACCAGCACAUGCACAUUGAGCUGCUCUUUCACGUGGUAUCUUUAAUAUGCUGCCUUGAGGUACACUUGGUACAAUAAUGUCGAAAGAAAAGUGACCGUUUGUAGUACAACCUCAGUGAGGUUCUAGAGCAGCUACACAGUGAGAAUAUCAAUGCUUAUGGCCUUAUUGAGUGAGAGGAUAGUGACUGGGAUCAUAGCUAGAUAAGAAGCUACCUCAAGCUAAAGAAUAUCGAGCCUGAAGGCCUGAGGAAGAAGCUCUUGCGAUUGAUAAACUUCUUGGAUCUGGUGAAGAAAACAUUUCCCGGGAAAAGGGCGUCUGCUGGUACGACCUCACAGAGAACUUUAUGCAGAUCUUGAUUGAACCAUGUCACCGUGAGAACAUUGAGAACACUUAUUUAGUGUCUUUAGCCACUUUGUGCCCUCAUACAAUAUUAUUUGUGUACAUAAUUGUGAAUGUUUGUAAACAAUUGCUAAUUAGUGGGGGUGGUCAGUUGCUAGGUAACGAAGAUGGUGUCAAGAUACCUCUGGGGUCUGCGCUACCUGUAGGAAAUAGUUACAAGUCAUUUCAAUGUAUGGUUCAUGAUAUAUGAAUUUUUAAAGAAAAUUGUUAUUUAUUCUGUAUUUUCUUGUUUUAAUUAAAACGGGGAAAGGGUUAAGCUCUCAAGAAAAUAAUUAUAAAGAGCAUCACCAUUCUCGUGGCAAACUGGGAAGUCGUCGUCAGUUUAGGAAAGGGCAUAAAAGAAAUCAACUUGAAGAACAGUUAGAAUCUGGCUACGAGAAAAACAAAGGCAGCAACGGACACAAGAAACGACAUUACCAGAAUAAAGUUCAUAGCAUUAAAGGUAAUGCGAACACUGUUACGCAUACACUGGAACACAAACCAACAGGAAACAAAAACAAGAAACAAGUCAAUACACCUGGAAAUCAAGUUCCAGUCGGAAAGUUGCCAAUACAAACAACUGGCAAGGAGGUCCUUACCUAAUACCAGGACUUGGAUACUCCCUGUAUAAUGCGCUUCCAUACAAUCGAUUCCCAUUCCUCCCUCCUGUGCCAGUUCUGUACCAACCACCAACACAGUGAAAGAUAACAAAUGGUCCGCCAUUAGGCACACAGAAUACUGUAACACCACCUCCUACCAAUACACCGAAUGGAGGCAACAAUAUGUACCUAGUUCAGAACACAAAACAAAUUGAAGACACUUACUCAAUGUUUGGAAACGCUCUACAUCAGCUGCAGAAUGGUCGAAAUUCGAAUUUGAAUGAUGCACAACAUGUAACCUACAUUGUACCCUACAUCAGGCAAUUGGAGCACCUCAAAGCAAUGAUCUACAAUCAACUGAACCCUCUGUCUAACCCCCUUCACCCUAAAUACCCAUACAAUAGCCCACUCGGAGAAAUAGAUACAAGAUAUGGUGAUUUACUACAAGCUCCACCACCAAUGCUACCACUUUAUAAUGCUCCGAUGAGGUACAGUACGACUCGAAUGAGCUCCUAGAUCGUCUACAAUCUCUCUUGGAUCAAUAUCAUUAUGAUACCUAUACACGUCACACUGUUUUACCAGUGAACGUACAUGUACAUGAGAGUAUCUCACACCCUUCUUUAGCAGUACAGCGACCUCAAAACAUUCCUUUCUAUUCACAUCAUAAUUUUUAUGGGAGACAACUUUGUCAUUCAUCUACAAUUAAUGUUUGCAUGACUGUAAUAACCUAUAAUUAUCCUCAGGCUUUUGGUAUAGUGAAGAUGAAUACCUAAACAAUUACACAAAAAUGACAGCUUACAGCCAUCUCAGUUCUCUGCAAUACAAAAUGGAGCUCAUUGCACGAAUGUGUGUAAUGGCAGCUCUAUUAGGUUUCGGAACAGCACAGCUCACUAACAUGGAGAAGGCAUUGGUAGUUAACAGACUUCUGAGACUGCAAGAACAACAGGACAUAAUGGGAAGAAAUUCACAGGUGGCUGAGCUGCAGAGUAGCCAUCCACAGAGCGAGGAAGAGAGUGACAAGAGUUUGAUUAAAUGGGACAACAACCUCAACCGUCCUCUGAAGGUGGACUGUGAUACUGAAAAAGGAGAAGCUUUGGUUCGAGUGAGAAGCAAGUUUAGCAAAAAGAACAAUGAUCGCCAGUACAAAUGGGACUGUUGUGGCACUAACUGAUUAUGAAUGGAGCAAAGAAGUAAACAAACGGAAUGGACCAAUCAGCUUCAUUUGCCCAAAAAAUAAGGUCAUGGCGGGAGUAAAGAGUAGGACUCACGGGUCUAAAGGUGACCGCAAGUGGAAAGUAAAAUGUUGUAAAGCUCGUGGACACAUCACAAAAAGUUGCGGAGUCUCUGAGAAGUUGAACAGUUACCAUGGGAAUAUAGACUAUAAGGCAAGCCUUGAGGGAGCUGAACCAUCUGUUCAGUGUUCGUGGGUAUUCAAAGCCUGGAAAAUCCCAAAAAUGACCGUAUGUGGCAAGUUUUCGAAUGUAACUUUGGAUCGCCAAAAUGUACCCAAGAAACUCAAAAUCUGCCUUUGAUUAAAGAUCAAAAUCCACCAAACCAUCCCCCUAAUGACCGUCACUCGUACUUGAUAUGAAGAAGCCGAGUCCUUCUCUGUCUUCAGAGCAUAAAAGUCAUACGUACACUACUUAUCCUAGCCCAAUGACGAAUGAGGGUGACUACACAAUAGAGGUCGAUCCAAUGAGGGGAGAUAGGAAAGUGAACAAAAUGACACAUGUUGUACAAAAAGACGAGAGUUUAGUCAAUCGUAAACGAAACAGGCCACCUAGAUUACUUCCAGUGCCACCAGGUACCAGUAAACAUCCAGACCUCUCUUCAAAGCAUGAGAAAAAUCUGCAACUACUUCCAUCAAGCAAUGUUGGUCACAUAAUUACGAUUAUUCCCCGUUUUGAUUCGUCUCGUCGUUUCAAUAAACAUUCACCCCUUACAGUCUACAAUACAAGCAAACUAUUCCUAAACAACCCCACGAGCGGCACAUUCACAUCUAUCCAACUAAAGGGAACACCCCUGGACUGUUCACUGUAUAUCCAAGACCUGAUAUGGGAGCACCCAAAAUUCGCUACACCGAACCCCCUAAACCUCCGCAAAGGACACACUAUCAUGUGCAACUGCCAUCAGAUAACUCAAAAACGCCAGCUGACCUGCACUAUGAUGUACCAAUACCUGGGGUGAAUAAAGGGGAAAGUGGAAUGAAGUACAGUGCACCACUAAAUAGGACGAAUGCAAAAGAGAGACAGAAGGUUCAGGAGAACUCUAUCGAAGGAUUGCUUAGGGAAUUAGCAAGAAAGGGCUCCUCCUUGCUAGAGGACUGACUGAACUGAUAUAGUAAUGACCUUAUGGCUAUAAGCAAGGUCCGUAUUGCUAGUGUACGAACAUUGCAUUUGUGCUAAUUAUUAUAAAUACCGUAUAGCGGGUUAUUUUCAUAUGGUGGAAAUUUUCGUAUAUUUCGUAUUGAAGAGUAUAAUUAUUAUACGAAAAUUAAAACUAAGAAAUUAUCCUACCGCAAUAGAUUCAACGUCACAUCCUGAGCUGUACAAAUAUUUGAAUACCAAAUGGGUACAUAUUAUUAUAGCUACUUUAUACGAAAAUUUGCACCAACAAAAAUUACCCGAUAUACGGUAAUAAACUGUAAUAUGCCAUA
This is a messenger RNA of Halichondria panicea, 4900 nucleotides long. RefSeq lists its product as uncharacterized. Bases 3032 to 3415 code for a protein of 127 amino acids. The record is from RefSeq and is a predicted model, not a curated record. NCBI's taxonomy places the organism in Eukaryota, Metazoa, Porifera, Demospongiae, Suberitida, Halichondriidae. The transcript is spliced from 4 exons.